This is a messenger RNA of Arvicola amphibius (Eurasian water vole), 1021 nucleotides long. Its product is annotated as glutathione S-transferase theta-1. The record is from RefSeq and is a predicted model, not a curated record. Lineage: Eukaryota; Metazoa; Chordata; Mammalia; Rodentia; Cricetidae. The transcript is spliced from 5 exons. Gene Ontology annotation, biological process: glutathione metabolic process. Gene Ontology annotation, cellular component: cytoplasm. Gene Ontology annotation, molecular function: glutathione transferase activity. The coding region runs from base 85 to 849 and encodes 254 amino acids.
GACGUCGAGUCUUGGUUUUGUUCAAAAAAACUCUGUUUUUUCAGAGUUUGGCCAGUUACGGAAUUGGUUCCUGCCGCCUGUGCCAUGGUCCUGGAGCUCUAUCUAGACCUGCUGUCCGAGCCCUGUCGGGCCAUUUAUAUCUUCGCCAAGAAAAACGGCAUCCCGUUCCAGAUGCAUACGGUGGAUCUGCGCAAGGGUGGGCAGGGCUCCGGCUUUGGAGAGCUGAGAGAUGGGGGAGGUGAGCACCUCAGCGAUGCAUUUGCCCAGGUGAACCCCAUGAAGAAGGUACCAGCCAUGAAGGACAAUGACUUCACCUUGAGCGAGAGUGUGGCCAUCCUGCUCUACCUAACGCACAAGUACAAGGUUCCUGACCACUGGUACCCCCAAGACCUGCAGGCCCGUGCUCGCGUGGAUGAGUACCUGGCAUGGCAGCAUACAACCCUUCGGAGAAGCUGCCUCCGGGCCCUGUGGCAUAAGGUGAUGUUCCCUGUUUUCCUGGGUGAGCAGGUUCCAUCUGAGAUGCUGGCAGCCACACUGGCGGAAUUGGAUGUGAACCUACGGGUGCUUGAGGACAAGUUCCUCCAGGACAAGGCCUUCCUUGUUGGGCCCCACAUCUCCCUGGCUGACUUGGUCGCCAUCACAGAGCUAAUGCAUCCUAUAGGUGGCGGCUGCCCCGUCUUUGAAGGGCAUCCCAAGCUGGCUGCGUGGUACCAUCGAGUUGAGGCAGUGGUGGGAAAGGAGCUCUUCCGUGAGGCCAAUGAGGUCAUCCUGAAGGCUAAGGACUCGCCACCUGCCAGCCUCGUCAUAAAGCAGAAGCUGAUGCCUAGGGUGCUGACCAUGAUCCACUGAGGGCAGACCCUCCUCCCUGCACCACCCGUGGCAGUUCACAAAGCCUCACAGCACAACGGUUCUUAGGCCAGGCUCCAUCUUCACCCUCUUUCCACGAUAGCCACACACGACCACGACUAAAUUGCUAGCUUUAACUUUUUGAGUUUGGAUAAUAAACCUAGCCUCAAGUUGA